Messenger RNA from Saitoella complicata NRRL Y-17804, 1719 nucleotides. RefSeq lists its product as uncharacterized. The record is from RefSeq and is a predicted model, not a curated record. Gene Ontology annotation, molecular function: Hsp90 protein binding. NCBI's taxonomy places the organism in Eukaryota, Fungi, Ascomycota, Saitoellomycetes, Saitoellales, Saitoellaceae. The transcript is spliced from 3 exons. The coding region runs from base 1 to 1719 and encodes 572 amino acids.
AUGGCGAGCCGGCUCGAUCAGCUGAAGGUGGAUGCUCUCAGUGCAUUCAAAGCCAAGGACUUCUCCAAAGCCUAUGCUAAGUUUAAUGAAGCAAUUGCAUACUUUGCUGAAGCUGGUAAACAUCCACAUUUAGGUCUCCUCGACAAUCGCGCAGCAACCUGUGAGCAGCUUGGCAAAUACGAGGCAGCACUUGGUGAUGCAAAUCGUAUGAUUCAGCUGGAGACCAGAAAUGCCAAGGGUUAUCUCAGAGCAGGAAAAGUCUUGCGACUUAUGGAUAGAGACAAGGUUGCAUUGAAGGUUUAUGAGGCUGGAUUGGCAAAAGUGCCUAAGACAGACCCGAUGCAGAAGGCUCUGAUGAAUAUGAUGGAGGUAACCUUGGCCGACAUGAAAGGGACUUUGACAAAGGACCAGGUCAGUCCUAUUAAAGAAGCAGAAAUAGCAUCAAUGGGUGUUGAUGCUGUUGCCGUUCUGCCUCCAGAGAUCCUUCUGGAAGUGAUGCGGUAUCUUUCAACAUCUGAUAUCGUGCGCUUAUUACGAGUGUCAAAGACAUGGAACAUAAUUGCAUCACACCCUUCACUAUACGAGAAGUUGGACUUCACAAGAGGGCGGAAACUUGUGAAGGCUCGAUCACUGCGAUUCUACAUUUCUCGGGCAGCUGGUGGUAUACAAGAAUUUGCGAUACCUUCCUUGGCAGCCAGUGACAGGACUAUACUUCAACUACUUGCAGCAAAAAACGGCAGGUUACAAAAACUAUGUGUCUUGAAUGGACCAAUAGCGAUUGGCAACUUUGCCACUGGACAACUACGGCAUUUGCGGCAUUUACGGCAGCUUAUAUUGUCAUGCUCAAUGACAGCGCAGAAUGUUGCUCGGAUUGCUGACCUAGUCCCAAGUUUGGAAGAACUGGAGUGUGGGACAGUGAACGAUUAUGAAUUUACUAAGUGGACAGGAAGAGCCGACAAACUCUGGCGACUAAAGAUUGCCUUUGAGGUUGACCCUAAUUCAACUAACGCCCCACAUUCAUGUCCCAGCUUUCUUUCUGUGGACAGCAUGAAGGAUGCAUUCCCAAAUCUGGAGCAGUUAUCAAUUAUUGGCUGGCGGCGACCUCACAAUAACACUGUCUCACCAAUCGACAUUUCUGGCUUUUCAUCUCUGAGGAAUGUCUUCUUGACCGGGGGUGGCCAAGUGUGGCCGGUGCUUCCUCCGCAAGUUACCAGCCUCAGCAUCCCCUUUGUUACGGCGAUAGACAAUGCUUUCAGCAUGGGCGAGUGCAACCUUGAGUAUCUGGAUAUCUCUUCGUCGAGGGUGACGGAGGAUAACCUAGUCCAAAUUUUAUGGCGGCAAGGUGCUCUGGUUAAACUGUGUGCAAGGAAUCUGCCACUUACCUCAGAUCGAUGGCUAGAUACAGUACGAACACAAUGUCCGAAGCUCACUGUCCUUAGCGUCUCUGGCAGUCAUUGGGUGAAUGACAAGACACUCGAGGAGGCUGUCACUGGCAUGGUUUCUCUACAAGAGUUGGAUGUUACGGACUGUACAAAUCUGACUGGUAUUGGCAUUGCACGAUUGUUACAGAAUCAUCUCGGGGGGUUGCAGAAGCUUAUUAUGACGGGAUGUGACAAAGUAUCCGACGAUGUUGUGGAGUGGGCGAGGAGCAAGGGAAUAACGGUCGAAAAUCGGUAUGUCAGCGAAGGGAAUUCCAAGGGCCAGAAAGUUCGGUAUUAA